Ogataea parapolymorpha DL-1 is the source of this 1518-nucleotide messenger RNA. RefSeq lists its product as uncharacterized. The coding region runs from base 1 to 1518 and encodes 505 amino acids. Lineage: Eukaryota; Fungi; Ascomycota; Pichiomycetes; Pichiales; Pichiaceae. The transcript has a single exon. Gene Ontology annotation, molecular function: asparagine synthase (glutamine-hydrolyzing) activity. The record is from RefSeq and is a predicted model, not a curated record.
AUGGUUCCCCUCGUAUGCUCUAGAGGGCUGGAUAGCAUGCAGUACUUCAAAAAAGAGAUCGACCAAGGCACAAUCACGGAGUUCUCCUCGGUGUUGUCAAUUAGGGCACCUCUGACGCUUCAACCAAUGAUUAGGGGAAACUUCACUUUGCAAUAUAACGGAGAGCUCUACAACCAAGAGAUAAAUAAUAAUGAUCUUGAAUUUAUUUAUCAAACUUUGGUGAAGUCAAAAUUUGAUGUCGUAUCAACUAUAGGUAAACUUGACGGCGAAUUCUCCUACUGCAUCACUAAUACAGACACUAAAAAGGUCUUUUUCGGGAAAGAUCUAUUGGGGAGAAAGAGUCUAGGAUAUAUGCUUGAUGAGAACCAAUUGUACAUUAGCAGCUGCCCUCCUGCCACGACACGAGACACCUGGUUCGAGUGUGCCUGCGCAACAAUAUAUGAGUUUGACAUGGAAUCUGGCAAGUUGGUAACGAUCGACUUUGAAUCUAGCAAUAAUCUUCCUAGCCCCGAUAUUGUUCAGCAGACAAACGAGCCCCUGAAUUUGUUGAAUCUGCAUGAACUAUUGGCUUCGAGCGUGAGGAAACGUGUGAGAACCAUCUCGCCAACACAUAAAUCAAGCUCUUCUGUGGCAUUAUUGUUCAGUGGAGGGCUUGACUGCACUUUGUUAGCGGCUCUGGCGGCCUCAGAACUUGGACCAGAUACAACGAUCGACUUACUAAACGUCUCUUUUUGCAACCCACGUUCCAACACCAAACCUGCAGACACACCAGACAGACUGCUUGCGAUAAAAAGCUGGAAAGAGUUGCAACAAACAUACCCAAAGGUCAAUUUUCAGCUGGUGGAAGUUGACGUGCCAUACGAGGAGUAUCUGGAACAUAGGUCCAAGGUGAUACAGCUGAUCUACCCUAACGACACAGAAAUGGAUUUAUCUAUUGCCAUCGCCUUUUAUUUCGCCGCGCGAGGCAUCGGUAAUCGUGUUCUUCCAAACGGAACCAGAGAGCCGUAUGAAAGUACAUGCAGAGUCUUACUAAGCGGUUUGGGAGCCGACGAGCUGUUUGGAGGUUACACUCGCCAUGAGCGAAUUUUCACGAGCCUCUCAAAUCAAAUAAAACGACAAGUCUCUGGAAAACCUCCGAAAGAUACCACAGAGUAUGACUGGGAUGCACUGAUCAAACGUCUGAUUGAAGAGCUGCAACUUGACUUAUCCAAUUUGCAUAUUAGGAACCUUUCGCGGGACGACAAAGUGAUUUCCUGCUGGUCCAAAGAAGUCCGCUACCCAUUUUUGGAUAAAAGUUUAGUGGAAUUUGCAACCAGAAAAGUGAGGUGCGAGGACAAGCUGCGGUUGGAUAGAACAAAUGGUGAGAUCAUAAGAAAGUUUGCAUUGAGAGAGCUUGCUCGUCAUUUAGGGUUGGAAUUUGUUGAACAGGAACCAAAACGGGCCAUCCAGUUUGGGUCUCGAAGUGCCAAAAUAGAUCCUGGGACCGGGAAGGUGAAGGGAACGGAUAGACUAGUGUAA